AUGGAGCAACAAAGGUCCACAGGCCAAAGAUCAGAGGAAGGAUCAGAAGAGACACAAGAAGAACCCCAUGAACCUCAGGGAGAAUUUGAACAGGGGGCUGAUAGGUCUUCCAUUUCAAGCCAGGCUGGGUCUGAUGUUGAGAAGAGUUCAUGGUGUCCAGAAACGGAUGAGGAAGAUGAAGAUGCUGAGGCCAGACCAUCAGAUGCUGUGAAGGAGAGUGAGAAUGAGGGAGAAAAACAUAGGACAUCAGCAGGAAGAGUGAGAAUUGAAGAGGUAAAAGUGGUCUUGCGCAAUCAGGAUAGAUCCUGCAGGCAGAGGGGAUACCAUACACAGAAGAAGAAGGAUGAAUCCAUUCCAUCCUGCACUGGGCUCCACAUUGAACAAGAACAACAGACAGGAAAGAGACACAGAAAGCAUCUUGGUGCUCAUUUGAGAAUGCACAGAGCGGAGGAACCUAGUCAAAGCUCAAAGUCUGUGAAAAGUGGCUGUCUGAGCAAACCAACUGUAAAGUGUCCAAAGCUUGAUACAAAGGAAAAAAGUAAUAAAUGCUUCAAGUGUGGAAUGUGGUUCACAUGGAUCUCGCAACUUACAAGACAUCAUCGAAAAAUUCAUUCUGGAGAAGAACUAUAUAUUUGUACAGAAUGCGGAAAGAGCUUCCAACAACAAAAACAUCUCACAGCACAUCAAGGAUGCCAUAAGAAAUCCUUUAAAUGCUCAACAUGUGGAAAAUGCUACACUAAGAGCUCAUACCUUACCAAUCAUGAAAGAAGUCACACAGGAGAGAAACCCUUUAAAUGCUCGACAUGUGGAAAAUGCUUCAAGGAUAGCUCAAGCCUUACCAUUCAUAAAAGAAUUCACACAGGAGAGAAACCCUUUAAAUGUUCAACAUGUGGAAAAUGCUAUGCUAAGAGCUCAUACCUUACCAAUCAUGAAAGAAGUCACACAGGAGAGAAACCCCUUAAAUGCUCGACAUGUGGAAAAUGCUUCAAGGAUAGCUCAAGCCUUACCAUUCAUAAAAGAAUUCACACAGGAGAGAAACCCUUUAAAUGUUCAACAUGUGGAAAAUGCUAUGCUAAGAGCUCAUACCUUACCAAUCAUGAAAGAAGUCACACAGGAGAGAAACCCCUUAAAUGCUCGACAUGUGGAAAAUGCUUCAAGGAUAGCUCAAGCCUUACCAUUCAUAAAAGAACUCACACAGGAGAGAAACCCUUUAAAUGUUCAACAUGUGGAAAAUGCUACGCUAAGAGCUCAUACCUUACCAAUCAUGAAAGAAUUCACACAGGAGAGAAACCCUUUAAAUGCUCAACAUGUGGAAAAUGCUACACUAAGAGCUCAUACCUUACCAAUCAUAAAAGAAGUCACACAGGAGAGAAACCCCUUAAAUGCUCGACAUAUGCUGUGCAGGAGAGUGAGAAUGAGGGAGAAAAACUUAGGACAUCAGCAGGAAGAGCGAGAGCUGAAGAGGGAGAAUUUGAAGAGGGGGCUGAGAGGUCCACCAUUUCAAGCCGGGCUGUGUCUGAUGUUGAGCAGAGUUCAUGGCGUACAGAAAUGGAGGUGGAAGAUGAAGAUGCUGAGGCCAGACCAUCAGAUGCUGUGCAGGAGAGUGAGAAUGAGGGAGAAAAACUUAGGACAUCAGCAGGAAGAGCGAAAGUUGAAGAGGUAAAAGUGGUCUUGUGCAAUCAGGAUGGAUCCAGAAGGCAGAGGGGAAACCAUACACAGGAGAAGAAGGAUGAAUCCAUUCCAUCCUGCACUGGGCUCCACAUUGAACAAGAACAACGGAAAGGAAGGAGACACAGAAAGCGCCUUGGUGCUCAUUUAAGAAUCCACACAGAGGAGGAAGACAGUCAAAGCUUAGAAUCUGUGAAAAGCAGCUGUCUGAGCAAACCAACUUUAAAACCUCCAAUGCUUGACAAAAAGAGAAAAAGUCAUAAAUGCAUCAAGUGUAAAAUGAGGUUCACAUGGAGCUCGCAACUUACAAGACACCAUCAAGAAAUUCAUUCUGGAGAGGAAAGGCCGUGGGAGAGCACAACCAUCUAA
Elgaria multicarinata webbii is the source of this 2037-nucleotide messenger RNA. Its product is annotated as zinc finger protein 626-like. The coding region runs from base 1 to 2037 and encodes 678 amino acids. Lineage: Eukaryota; Metazoa; Chordata; Lepidosauria; Squamata; Anguidae. The record is from RefSeq and is a predicted model, not a curated record. The transcript has 7 exons.